Carassius auratus (goldfish) is the source of this 660-nucleotide messenger RNA. RefSeq lists its product as uncharacterized. Lineage: Eukaryota; Metazoa; Chordata; Actinopteri; Cypriniformes; Cyprinidae. The transcript has 5 exons. The coding region runs from base 28 to 660 and encodes 210 amino acids. The record is from RefSeq and is a predicted model, not a curated record.
CUGUUCCAGACUUAGAGAUGCUAGAAGAUGUUUAAAGCAAAAACAUUUGUUUCUUCCUGGCUGUGCGUUUGCUGUCUAGCUGGUGUGUUUGGUGAUACAGAUACAGAUUCAGUGAAGCCUGUGUCAGUGACUGAAGGAGGUUCUGUCACUCUAAACCCUAGUCUCUCUGAAAUACAGAAAGAUGAUGAUAUACUGUGGAAGUUUGGACAUAACCGGUCUCUCAUAGCUAAAAUCAAUCGACACACUGGAGUCUCUUUCACACAUGAUGGUCCUGACGGGAGAUUCAGAGACAGACUAAAGCUGGACAAUCAGACUGGAUCUCUGACCAUCACAAACAUCACAAACACAGACUCUGGACUUUAUGAAGUGUCCAUCAGUAACAGCAGCUCACAGACUAAAUACAGAUUCAAUGUUACUGUCUAUGACUCUGUCUCUCUGAAAGUGUUGAUCUCUGCAGCGGCUGCUGGAUCUCUGUUGAUCGUAUCUGCAGUCGGGAUCUUCUGCAUCUACAAGAAAUGUAGAGAAACUGAUCCAGAAGAAGAGAUCACUUACGCUGAACCAAAGUUCUACAAGAGAAACACGCAGAAAGCGGAAGUCAAACCGGAGGAUAAGACGGUGUACGCACAUAUCAAACGAAACACUGCUCAAACUGCUCUCUGA